Messenger RNA from Girardinichthys multiradiatus, 11526 nucleotides. Its product is annotated as laminin subunit alpha-3-like. The transcript is spliced from 77 exons. Gene Ontology annotation, biological process: regulation of embryonic development; regulation of cell migration; cell adhesion. The record is from RefSeq and is a predicted model, not a curated record. Gene Ontology annotation, molecular function: signaling receptor binding. NCBI's taxonomy places the organism in Eukaryota, Metazoa, Chordata, Actinopteri, Cyprinodontiformes, Goodeidae. Bases 251 to 10486 code for a protein of 3411 amino acids.
ACAGUUCAGUUUGGACCAAGGGAAACUCGCCUUGUUUCUUUGCGGAUAUGCGCCGGAAAAGAGGGCGCACCUCCAGCGGUGGAACAUAGGCGCUGACAAAGGCUGAAGUUUAACAUUUGCGAAGGCGCAGAUCUACUGAAAGAGCCUCUCGCAUAAAAAAAUAAAAAAAUCAAUUUCAUGGAAAGCUUCAGAUGACAAGAGCUCCUCCACUCAGGCGGCGGGUUGCGCUCGGCAUCUACAAGAAUCUCUGAUGGAGAACACGCCGAGGCGGAGGAUAGGAGCUCAUCUCCUGACUGCGCUGUUGUUGGCCUUUGGGACCACGCUUCUCAGGGACGCGGGCGGUCAAGAGACUUUUAAUGACUUGACAGGCUUCACUUUGAAUCCGCCGUACUUCAACCUCGCAGAGGGUUCCGGCAUAUCUGCGACGGCAACCUGCGGCCAGGAUGAGGCUGGCGCACCGAGAACUGAUCUGUACUGUAAACUUGUCGGAGGACCUACUCUGGGUCUCCCUACUCAGAAUAUACAGGGUCAGUAUUGUGACUACUGCAACUCUUUGGAUCCCAACAAAGCCCACCCAGUGACCAAUGCAAUUGAUGGGACAGAGCGGUGGUGGCAGAGCCCACCUCUCUCCAGGGGAAUUGUCUACAAUGAAGUCAACGUUACCCUGGACCUCGGGCAGCUAUUCCAUGUGGCGUAUGUCCUAAUCAAGUUUGCUAAUUCACCUCGUCCUAAUCUGUGGGUGCUGGAGCGCUCUGUGGACAAUGGGAGAACAUUCAUCCCCUGGCAGUAUUUUGCUCAUUCAAAACGGGAGUGUAUUGAAACCUUCGGAAAGCAGCCCAAUGGUCGUAUUUUGAAUGAUGAUGACCAGAUCUGCACCACAGAGUAUUCCCGGAUCAUUCCUUUGGAGAAUGGCGAGAUUGUUAUUUCUCUAAUUAAUGGCCGGCCGGGCUCCAAAAACUUCACCUACUCACCAGUGCUCCGUGACUUUACGAAGGCCACAAGCAUUCGUCUACGCUUCCUUCGCACCAACACUCUUCUGGGCCACUUGAUCUCCAAGGCUCAGAGAGACCCCACUGUGACACGCAGGUAUUUUUAUAGUAUCAAAGACAUCAGCAUCGGUGGACGCUGUGUUUGCCAUGGGCAUGCCCAAAUUUGUGGUGCAGGUCGAAAUCCGGACAACCCAAACAGACUUCAAUGCGAGUGCCAACACAACACCUGCGGCGAGUCAUGUGACCGCUGCUGCCCAGGCUUUAAGCAGAAGCCGUGGCGUGCUGCAACUGUUGACAGCCCCAACGAAUGUCAGCCCUGCCAGUGCUUCUCCCAUGCCUCUGACUGUUAUUACGACCCAGAGGUUGAAAAGAGGGAAGCAAGUUUGGACACCUUCGGCAGGUACAGUGGAGGAGGAGUGUGCAUCGGCUGCCAGCACAACACUGCAGGAAUAAACUGUGACAGAUGCAUUGAAGGUUUCUACAGACCUGACGGAGUGCCUCCUGAGUCUCCCACUGGAUGUAUACCUUGUAGUUGUGAUGAAAGGAUUACAGCUGGCUGUGAGAUGGGGUCUGGAAGGUGUAUCUGCAAGCCACAAUUUGCAGGAGAAAACUGCGAUCGCUGCUCUGAUGGACGUUAUUACUAUCCUGAGUGCAUUCCUUACCCUGUAUACUUGACGACCACCAAAUCGCCUGCAGGCCCAAUAGUGGGACCCACUGCCUGCCCCCCAGGCUAUUUCAACUCUCCUAGAUGUCAGCCGUGCAUUUGUGACUACAGAGGGACAAUGCACGUCGUAUGUGAUGUUUAUGGGCGCUGCCUUUGCCGUCGGGGAGUGGAGGGGGAGCGAUGCGACCGUUGUGAACCUGGAUACCACUCCUUCCCACGCUGUCAGGCAUGCCGUUGUGAUGGGGCUGGGGUGGCUGAAAACGUGUGCAGUCCGAAUGGUCAGUGUAACUGCCUCCCUAACUACCAGGGCAGUGAGUGUGACCAGUGUGCACCAGGUUUCUAUGGAUAUCCAGACUGUGCUGCCUGUCGGUGUUCGCCAGAAGGUUCCUAUGGAACUGGAUGUAAUCCAUUAUCAGGUCAAUGCCUCUGUUUGCCAGGCAUGGUGGGCCAGCAGUGUGACCGCUGUGCAUCUGGACUCAGUUUUCCUCAGUGCUCAGACUCCAUCAGUGUUUGUAACCCAGAUGGAACAGAAGUGUCCAAUCAUCAAACAGGUAUCUGCCACUGCCGAACAAAUGUAGAAGGAACGCUGUGCGACAGGUGUAAACCUCUGUACUGGAAUAUAGCUGCAGACAACCCUCGUGGAUGCACAGAAUGUCAGUGUGAUCUGAAAGGGACGCUGAGUGGUGUUGGAGAAUGUGAGCAGAGAAGUGGACAGUGUCACUGUAAGCCAGAUGUGUGCGGCCAUGCAUGCGACUCCUGCAAAGAGGGAUACUUCCUUCUACAAAAGAAGACCUAUUUUGGCUGUCAAGCUUGUCAGUGUGAUUUAGGAGGUGCUGUCGGCAUGGCAUGUGACGAGACGUCUGGACAGUGUCAGUGUCGGAAGAAUGUAACUGGCCGUACGUGCGCAGAGCCUGUACCUGGUUACUACUUCCCAUCUCUGCACCAGCUAAAGUUUGAGGUGGAGGAUGGCACAACACCAAAUGCUCGACCAGUCCGCUUUGGUUUUAACUCCCAAGAGUUCCCAGAAUUCAGCUGGAGAGGUUAUGCUAUAAUGUCACCUGCACAGAGUGAAGCCAGGGUAACAGUGCAUGUUGAUCUGAAAGAGGGGCAGCAGAAUUUUUUCCACGUGGUUCUACGGUUCAUUAACCCCAACAGCGUCUUUGUGACUGGUAGCAUCAAAGCUACAAAUAGCAGAGGCACUGCAGGGGAAAGUCAGAGUAAGGAAGUGAUAUUUCCUACGAGUUCAUCCCCAUCCUUUGUCACCAUCCCAGGAGAGGGCUUUACUGAGCCUUUUGCAUUAAAUCCUGGAAAAUGGAUCAUUCAUAUAAGGGCUGAGGGGGUUCUCCUGGAUUAUUUAGUGCUGGUGCCUCGAGAUUACUAUGAGGCCCCUCUGCUGAAGGAAGAGGUCACCCAGCCAUGCACGUACUUACACACUGCAAGCAAGGAUGCAAACUGUCUGUUGUACAAGCACAUCGCCAUGGAUGGUUUCAGCUUUGUGCUCGCAACACAGGGCAGGCUGUCCACCCGGAGUGGGCGGAGGAAGAGGAGGCAGGCUCGUGUGCGGCGUCCCACUCCAGAUCACCCGGACAUGGCAGCUCUCAACGGGAGACAGUCUCGCCUGGAGCUCAGUCUUCGUGUACCUCAUUCAGGCCUGUAUACCCUCAUUCUGGAGUACGCCAGUGAGAUGGACACUGUCCAGAAUGUCAACAUACUCCUCAGCGAUCAGCCAGGGAGACAGAUUUUGGCUCGAGCCAAUAUUUAUAGUUGUCUUUUCAGCACUUUGUGCCGGAGUGUGGCGGUGGACAGCAGAAAUCAAGUGGCCAUGCUGGAGUUGUCUCACAGGACGGAGAUUCUUCUGCAAACUUCCACAACGUCAUUCCUUCUGUACAAGUUGUAUGCAGUGCCUGCAGAAGAGUUCUCUCUGGAGUAUGUGGAGCCCAAAGUCUUGUGUGUCUCCACUCAUGGUCGCUUCACUCAGGACAGUCGGCACUGUGUUCUACGGCAGUUUGACAAGCCAUCCUCAGCAUGGGUUCUGUACGCUGCCCGUGAUGGACAGCUGUCAUCCAUACUUGCGGCUGCUCUCCAACAGGACAAGAAUCUGGAUUGGAGGCAGAGAAGACAGUCCAGCCUGUUCUCUGUCCAUGAGCCUCAGAGUGAUGGGGUAGUCCUUAAAUUCCCUCAGACUGAGAUCAGUUUUUCUCCAGUGGUGCCUCUCCCAGGUCGGUAUGUUGUUGUGGUGCAUUAUCAUCAGCCUGAACACAUCUCCUUCCCAGUGGAAGUGCAAGUAAAUGCAGGGCACAUUUGGAAGGGUGAGAUAAAUGCCACCUUUUGCCCGGCAGUGUCAGGUUGCAGGGAGGUUGUUGUUGCCGACGACCGCAUUUCUCUCGACUUUUACAGGAAUUCUGUGCAGCUACCCACCAUCUCUGUCAUUGUGCCACGUGGAAAGACCCUCAUUUUGGAUUACAUUUUGCUGGUUCCUGACAGCAGUUACACUCCAGAGCUCUUGCAAGCAAGGCCACUUGAUAAGGCUGCAGAUUUCAUAAGACAAUGCACAAAAAAAGGCUUCUAUAUAGAACCCAGAACCUCAUCCCAGUUUUGCAGAGCCUCAGCCCGCGCUCUCGUAGCAGCUUACAACGACGGAGCAGCGCCUUGUGACUGUGAUAAGUCCGGCUCUACAGGGACUGUGUGUGAUCCGGUUGGAGGACAGUGUCCUUGUAGGCAGCACAUUAUUGGACGGCAGUGCAACAGAUGUGCCACAGGAUACUAUGGAUUUCCCUACUGCAAACCAUGUGAAUGCGGACGGCGACUGUGUGAUGAAGUGACUGGACGCUGCAUCUGUCCUCCUCAGACAGUAAAGCCAACCUGUGAUGUGUGCCAGCAUCAGACUUUCAGCUACCACCCUUUGCUGGGCUGUGAGAACUGUGGUUGCUCUCCAAGCGGGGUGAAUGUAAAUGCAGGACUUCAGUGUGACGCUUUUACUGGACAGUGCAGCUGCAAACCUCGUAUCGGAGGCAGGCAGUGUGAUCGCUGCGCUCCGGGCUAUUAUCGCUUUCCCGACUGUCUGCCCUGUGACUGCAACCAGGGAGGAGUUACAGCUGAUGUGUGCCACCCCGACACAGGCAGGUGUCUCUGCAAGAGAAACGUCGUAGGUGUCAGGUGUGAUACUUGUCAGGAAGGUUCCUUCUACUUUGACCCCUUCAACCUCCUUGGCUGCUCCAGCUGCUUCUGCUUCGGAGCCACUGAUCGGUGUCAGAGCUCCGACAAACGGCGCGGAAAGUUUGUUGAGAUGCGAGGCUGGCGUUUGGAAACCCCCGACAGAGAAGAGGUUUCUUCAGUGCUGAACACAGCCAGUAACACAGCAGUGGCAGACAUUCAGGAGCUUCCUCCUAUGGUUCAAACUCUACACUGGGUGGCGCCACAGUCCUACCUGGGAGACAGGGUUUCAUCCUAUGGUGGUUUUCUCACCUACCAGUCCAAAUCAUUUGGGAUCCCGAGUGAGGGCAUGACUCUUAUUGACAGGCAACCAGACGUUGUCCUGACUGGUCAGGGUAUGAGCCUGAUCCACGUGGCUUCACAGGCUCCCCUUCCUGACAGACUACACCAGGGCAGAGUCCAACUGUUGGAGGGAAACUGGCGCCAUGGUGGCACCAACAGGCCUGUGUCCAGACAGGAGUUCAUGAUGGUCUUAGCAGGUCUGGUGGGCUUGAGGAUCCGAGCGCUGUAUUUUACUCAGAGCCAACGACUCAGCUUGGGGGAGGUGGGCCUAGAGGAGGCAACAGACUCAGGGACUGGAGGUCCAGCAAACACUGUGGAAGUCUGCUCCUGCCCCCCUGAGUACACCGGAGACUCCUGUGAGAAAUGUGCUCCUGGGUUCUACAGAGAGGCCAGCGGGCUGUACUUGGGCAAUUGUGUGCCCUGUGAGUGCAACGGUUUGGCUGAUGAGUGUGAGGAUGGGACAGGGAGGUGUCUGAGCUGCAAGUACAACACAGCUGGAGACCGAUGUGAGCGCUGCAAAGCAGGUUAUUUUGGCAUCGCGGCACAGAGGACAUGCAGCCUGUGCCCCUGCCCAUUUACUGUUUCCUCAAACAGUUUUGCAGUGAGCUGCAGAGACGUGUCUGGAGACAUCCAGUGUGUUUGCAAACCAGGCUACACCGGAGUCAGGUGUGAGAAUUGUGCUCCUGGUUAUUAUGGUGACCCGCUGAUACCAGGAAAAAAUUGCCAGCCAUGUAAAUGCAACGGAAAUGGAAACAGCUGUGAUCCUAGGACUGGAGUGUGCAAGAACUCUCUGGAGCCAGGAGACACAAACACAGAUGAUAGCUGUAAAGAAUGUGAUAGUUGUGCCCAGACUUUACUCCAUGACUUGGAAAAGCUCGACAUUGAGCUGGCAAGGUUGAAGGCUCAACUAGACAAUGCUUCCAUCAGUGGAGCCUUAAAGGAAAGGCUGGACAAGCUUGAAAAGGCUGUGUCCGACACCAAGACGCUCGUCAACAAAUUCAACUCUGCCAUUAGCGUGCAAAAGUCCAAGGUGGACCAGCUGGAGGAAGACAUUGACAGCCUUCCAGAUGACAUUAAAUCCAUGAAGGACAAGGCUGAUAAGAGUGCCGGGGAAGCUGACAAAGCAGUGGACAAUGUUGAAAAAAGCUACAAAAGGGCAAAAGACCUGGAAACAGAGAUUCAGAAAAUGCUGAACAAAAUUAAAGAUUUGCUAAAUCAGCUGAAAAAUGAUGGUAGAGGUGAUUCACGGCCUGCCGAUAGUUUGACCAAAAUGCUGGAGAUGGCACAGGGAAUGGUGACAGAGAUGAAGAACAGAAACUUCACAUCUCAGCAGACUGCCGCUGAGAAAGAGAGAGAUGAGGCGAUUAAAUUGCUCGACUACAUCAAGAAUAACGUUAGUAAGCAGUGCGACCAGAACGAGGCAGCAGCGGAGGAGAUCCGGAACCAACUGAAGGAUUACAAUGCCAAGCUGAAGGAACUGGAGAAAGCUUUGGAAGAAGCAAGAAACCUGGUGAACAAAGCCAAUACCCAAAAUGGUCUGAAUGCUCAGACACUGAAAAACCUGGAGAAACGUAUUGAGGGCCUAAAAGAGGACCAGAAAACUGUGAGGAACCAGAUAGCUAUGGCUGAGGAUGAACUGAAGAAGACUGAGGAUUUGGUGAAAAUGCUCUCAGACAGUAAGACGGACUAUGAGAUGCUGGCUGCAAAUCUGGACGGUGCCAAGACUGAUUUGACCAAGAAGGUGAAUGACAUCACUAAGGCUGCAGCAAAGAAGGACACUGUGGAGGCUGCAAAGGAGCAUGCGAAAUACCUAAUCAAUCUAGCAAAAGAACUUGAGGAUGCAGUGAAGAAUGUUAGUGGACGUCCUGAGGUGCGUGACGCAAAAGAUGCUAUUGAGGCCUAUAAGAACAUUACAGAUGCCAUCAGUGCUGCAGAAGCAGCAGCUAAUGAGGCAAAAGAGGCUGCAGACAGUGCCCUAAAUAACGUAAACAAAGAGAAACUCACAGAUAAAGCCAAAGACCUAAAGAAGAAGAGCAAUGACCUAUUGAAGAGGACCAAGGAUUCAGAUAAAGACCUUCAGGAAACUGCCGGUGACCUUAGUGACCUGAAGGAUCGUCUGGCCAAAGCAAACAAAAAGAAAACUGAUCUUGAGAAAAACCUCCUUGAUUUUCAGAGAAAAUUAAACGACACUAAAAGAGAUGACAUUGGGAAUACGAUUCAGGAGGCCAAGAUGAAAGCAGCUUCGGCCAAUAACUCAGCAGCCAACACUAUGGAUAAACUCAAUAAACUUAGGAAUGACAUUGAUAAGAUCAGUGUGACUCCUGUUAAUGGCAGUCUAAGCAACGUCCUCCAAGAUGUGGACCAGUCUGUAAAGGAUUUGCUGAAAACAAUCCCAUCUCUGGAUGAUAAGAUCUCAGAGGUUGAAAACCUGACCUCGCAGUUCUCAAGCGUCAAUAACAUAUCUGAAAACAUAAAGAAGAUCAAAGACCUAAUUGAACAAGCCAGAGAUGCAGCUAACAAGAUUGUGAUCCCUAUGAAUUUUGCCGGGGAGGGUCAUAUAGAGCUGCGCCCACCAAAGAAUCUAGAUGACCUGAAAGCCUACACAACCCUGUCUCUGUCGCUACAGAGACCCAAGACCAGAGGAGACGGAAGACGCAGGCGCAGACAAGCUGCAGACAACAUGUUUGUGUUGUACCUUGGCCACAAAGAUUCCUCUAAGAAUUACAUAGGUAUGGUGUUGAGGGACAACCGCUUGUAUGGUCUGUACAAGCUGAAUGGACAGGAGUAUGAGAUGAAGUCUGGUUUCAUUUCCACUUCUGAUCCUGAGCCGGCCAUAUUUGAUAAAGUGGACCUGCGCAGAAUUUACCAAGAUGCAGAGUUGAAGCUGACCAAAGACAUAACUUCUGGAACACCUGCUGAGUCUAUUCUGACCAGCAAUCAAGGAAAGGAGAAGAAGGACCUCCUGGACCUCAGUCCUGAUGACGUUGUUUUCUAUGUUGGAGGCUACCCCUCUAACUUCACCCCACCUGCCUCAAUGGCAUUACCAAAAUACACAGGCUGCAUCGAGUUCUCCUCCUUUAACAGCAAGGCUGUGAGUCUCUACAAUUUCCAAAAGGCAGAAAAGAUCAAUGUCAACACUCCCUGCAAGAGAUAUGUAAGUUCAGUAGACUCAGACUAUUAUGAAGGCACCGGAUAUGGCAGGGUGUUGCUAAGCCAGACACUGAGCAAUGUUCAAAUGCUUGUCUCAGCUCGCUCAGAAAAUGCUCUGCUCUUCUACACAGGAGAUGAGAACAAUUACCUAAUGGUGACAAUAGAGAAGGGUUUCAUAGUUAUACAAGGUAACCUCAUCUCAGUCCCGGAGAAGGGGAAAAGAAAAGUGUUCCCAACGGACAGUUGGCUCAGAUUUAGCAUAUUUUUAAGAAACAAUGAAAUAGUUGUACCUAUGAGCUCCGAAACACUUCGUGUCGACAUUACCGGAUACAAUUUGAACAGCUAUACAGAUUUCUAUAUUGGCGGUGUAACACAAGAGCUGAGGGAACGAUGGGGCAUCACAACACCGCCAUUCAAGGGAUGUUUGAAAGAUUUUAAGCUAAACAACAUAUUUAAAAUACCUGAUGAACCAGUGGGAAUCAGCAAACGCUGCUCAGAGGAUUUACUGGGUUCGUUCCAAGCGCAGUUCAGCUUAGGGAGCUCCCUCAAAGCAGACCUUAAUGACUUCAGUCUGGACAACGAUGUAACUGUGUCCCUCGGAUUCAAGAGCACAGAGGGUCAGGGGAUUAUCUUGCAGGGCAAAAAACUGGCAAACCAGGUGAAAAUUGCAAUGGAAAAUGGCCAUUUGAUUCUGCACUUCAACAACAAGAUGUGGAAAUCAGACAAGCAGUACAACGAUGGGAAUUGGCACUAUGUGACCGUCACCAAAAGAGAAGGAAGAAUUGCGCUGCAGGUCGAUGAUGAAGACUAUGGUCAGGAACAGAGUGGCACCACAGCCAUACCUAACACAGAUGGCUCUGUGUUGCUUGGAAAUGACAAUUUCAAAGGCUGCAUUUCCAACUUUUACAAUAGACGGCCAGACAACCUGUACAACCCUGAGGACCUAACCUACUUCCAGGCCUCUGGAGACGUCCUGAUGGAUGUGUGCACUGCCAGCAAUCCCGUUCAACUGAUAAAGGACCACUAUACUAAAAAGGAUAGUGUGAAGCAAAUGACAAAUGAAAGUGGCUCAACUUGUGAAUUCCCAGCCGAGCUUCAACAUGCUUAUCGCAUGGGAGGGCCUGUAAGCAGCCUGAGCUAUAGCCUACCAUUACAGGUCUUGCAGCCCAGGCCCCACUUCUCUCUGGAUGUCAGGACACGGUCUCCUGAAGGUCUGCUGUUCUUUGCAGCGACCAGAGGAGGGCAAUCUCAUCUGGCGUUGUACAUGUCUAAGGGAAGGGUCAGACUGUCUGUGGGCAAACAGAAGGAGAUCUUCAACAGAGAGAAGUACAAUGAUGGAAAGUGGCACUCGGUCGUAUUCAGUUUGGAAAAGAAGAAAUUCCGGUUGGUUGUAGAUGGGAUCAGAGCUCAGGACGGUCAGCUGACAAGCACUGAGUUGAAGUCUAUGCAGCACUUCCUUCUACCUGUGUACCUGGGCAGUCCACCAGAAUCCCUUCAGAAAGAGUUAAAGUCAAAGGCUCUUCCAAAGCAAAGUGUUUCUGGCUGCGUGCGUAAUUUUAAGAUGAAUGGAGCACCGAUGUCAAACCCAUCUGCUAACAAUGGUGCAGGCCCCUGCUUUGAGGGACACACACAAAGAGGGGUGUAUUUUGCAGGAAAUGGAGCACAUGUCAUUAUCAAUGACUCCUUUAUUUUUGGUUCCGACCUGGAGCUGCUUUUUAACAUACGUCCCCGCAGUCUGACCGGACUCCUGCUUCAUGUCAGUGAUUCCACCAGAACCAGUUAUGGAAACACAAUGGGCCACUUUCUUAGCAUCUAUAUGCUCAGAGGAGAGGUGGUGGCACAGGUGAACAAUGGAAGAGGAGAGUACAUGACAUCAGUGAAGCCAAAAACGUCUUUAUGCGAUGGAAUGUUUCAUAAAAUUUCAGUAAUCAAGAGAAAAAAUGUUGUACAACUAUCGGUGGACACAAUAGACAACUACAAGAUAGGGCCACCAUCUUCCACCUUCCAUACGACCAAAGACGCUCUUUAUGUUGGUGGCAUUCCUGAGUCAUUGAUGCAACAGAUGCUUCCUGUCAAAUCCUCCUUUGUGGGAUGUAUCCAGGACAUGAAGAUCAACGACGUAUCGGUCUCCUUUCACAGAUCGUCAGGAGUUUUUGGCCCUGUCAACCUCAAGGAGUGUCCGGGCUGAGCAGUUACACCUCAGCGCGUUAUGACUGAGCAAAUCUUGGGACCAUGUCCUUCACCAACUAUGUGCAAUCUGCUAAAAGAAUGUGCCUGUGUGUCAGAAUGUGUGGGAUGUGUCUGAACAAAUGUGCGUAUGGAGGGGUGUAAGCAGCAGCUUACAGGUUUAUAAUUUUAGCCCUGCUCUAUAACAUUUCGGUAUUUAUUUUGUGAUAAAAUCAGAUAUCAUGGCACCAAUUCAUGGACACAUUUUCUAACUGUAACACAACCAGAUGUGUGUCUCCAUUGAUUGUCAACAACCAAAUGCUACUGAAUAGACUUGUGACUGAUUAAUCAGGGGAAUUCUUUAUGAACAACCCAGCACUUUAAGAAAACAAGUGUUGCCUUCUAAGAUGGCGCAGCAUAUGCGAUGAAGAUUACUUGCUUUGUUGUUCGAUUGCAGUUUUUUUUCUGUUGGACUCCAAAUUUUACUCUAGAAUGAUUGUGUUUACACCUACGGUGCUUAAGUCAUUGCUGUUUCAGGGGCCUUCAAGCUAUGAUCUAUUUAUUUCCACCUCCCUGCAUGUAGAGUUCUGCUUUGUAACUGGUUUAAAACACAUGUGAUCCUCACGUUUGGUCUGAUUUACCUUCCCAUUUUGCAUUCCUUUUGCAUGAAAAUAAUGAUGUUUUCUGUGCCUUCUGUUCAAACCGUAAAAAAGCAUUCAUUUUAAUUUCUAUUUAUUCUUUUUUUCUGUUAAGUAGCCUGAACGUAUGCAGUUAGCAUAGGUUUCACAGUUGUGGUUAAUCAUGAAUUGGGACCAUUAAUAAAGAGCUGAGAGCAAUUCAGCUGAGAACUAAAUGUAUUAUAAUUGCUUAAAUUUCCCAGCAGGUGUUUACUUCUCUGUUUUCUUACAUUCAUACCACAAUUAUUAAGAAACGUGUUAUAAAAUGCAGUAUAAUUGGACAUAUUUGGACAUGCAUUCCUGCCUUAUGACCGAUUUUUAAACCCGUUCCAUCAUUGUUUUUAUAAUUGAUGUGGCAAUAAAAGAUGAUUUGAUUUGUGCUUAA